This is a messenger RNA of Poecilia latipinna (sailfin molly), 1259 nucleotides long. RefSeq names its product myb-related protein B-like. Bases 17 to 1225 code for a protein of 402 amino acids. Lineage: Eukaryota; Metazoa; Chordata; Actinopteri; Cyprinodontiformes; Poeciliidae. The transcript is spliced from 9 exons. The record is from RefSeq and is a predicted model, not a curated record.
GUGUGUCUCCUUUGCCAUGUCUUCCAGAACAGACAACUCCAUAAAGAAUCAUUGGAACUCCACCUUGAAACGUAAGGUGGAGAAGGAGGGUUACCUGCACUUCUUGCAGCUGCAUGGUUCAAGCUCCGCCCCCAGACCUGGGACCAGGACCCACGCAUCCCGCAGAGCCCAGUCUAAGGCCGACAGUCUGUCCACCAUCAAAGACGAGUCCAGCUUCUCUUCCAAUCAGAGCACCUGCAGACCGCAUGGAAGCUCCGCCCACCUGUGUUCCACCUGGGCCCCUGCUUCCUGCUCAGGCUGCAAGCAGGGCGUGUCCACUGACCUGAUGGAGAUGCAGAAGUCCUGCUCGUCCCAGAACCUGGAGGCUUGGAGCUACCAGGAAAUGACAUCACACCCAUCUCCAGAGGCGCCGCUGCUCAGAGAGGACUCUCCAUCCGUCAUCGACCUGAGCAGGAGCUAUGUUCCAGGUGUUAAGGAGCAGUUGAUGAAGACGGAUGAAGGAGCGUCCUUCCUGGACUCGUCCUCGUCCUGGGAGAGGAGCAGCAUGAUGGAGGCAGCAGUCUUCUCCCCAGCUGAGGUCUUCAGCCUGAGUGCUGCAGAGGAGCUGAGCUUCCAGCGCCCGCCGCUCACCUCCACGCCGCUCUGCUCCCUCAAACACCAGAACGUCUGCUGUGUCCACUGCAGCCUCGGCUCCAGGACAGAGCAGAUCAGAGCACUGUUCCCCUCGGCUCCGGAGACACCCACGCCGCUCAAGGUGCCCGACUGCCAGGACGAGGUGGCAGCCUGCUCCAGACUGAUGAUGAACCUGACAGGAGGAGAGAGGAGCAGUGACCCUGACAGCCAGCAGUCCAGCUGCAGCUCUGAGGUGCACGGGGAGAGCCUGCUGAGCUCCAUCCUGCAGAGUCAGAACGGGACCGGCUCGGCCUCACAGGUCCAAGUCGGUUCCGGUUCAGGCCAGCAGAAGGUCCAGGGCCCGUCCGGCUCGGCGGUUCCGGCUCAGGCCCGCUUCGUCCCGACCUGCGACGAGUUCGAAUGCUUCCCGCUGGACGAGCAGCUGGAGGUGUGGUGGGCCCAGCAGCACGCUCCCAACCAGGGCUCUCCCGAGUGUCCGGCCAACAGAACCAACCCGUUCGAGGUGAGCGGCGAGCUGCAGGUGGUGAUGUUCGGGAGAACCGAGGACCAGGCCAGUCUGACCCAGCAGGCCCGCCACUAUGUGGCACCGUGACCAGAACCAGGUCCAGACCCGGCUGCACCAAGCG